CGGUCGGUUGGUCAAGCCUUUUGGAGGCAGCCAGCCUAUGGCUUGUAUCAAACUCUAUAUUUAGGAAGAACAACUGUGAGCUAUGACAGGAAUUCUCUUUAACACUUUAGGCUUAAACCGAGUUCCCCUCUAGCCCCAAGCCAGGGGCAGCUUUCAGUACCGGAGAAGCAUAGAGCACUCCAGCUAUUCCAGACACAUGAAAAGCCCUGGAAUUGAGAUCCCAGCUCAGAGGACACCGGGAGUUCCUUCUACCCUGUAAAGAGCUUUGUGUUUUCGCACCUGGCUGCUUGGGACUGACCUCAGGCAGUAAACAAAUCCAGAGAGCAGGGAUAAGACCUCGUGGAUAUGUCGAAACAGCCAAGUUCCAAUGUUAGAACCAUCCAGGCAAACAUCAAUAUUCCAAUGGGAGCCUUUCGUCCAGGAGCUGGGCAGCCUCCCAGGAAAAAAGAGCGAACUCCUGAAACCGAGGAGGUGAGGAAGAUAGCUAAUAGAGACCAGCAAGUUCUGUUGCCUCCAGGGUCCUACAAGAGGCAAGAUUUCUCAGUUCACAGGGACAUUCUGUGUCUCCCUUCCAUUUCAGCCAGUGUUAAGUAUUUGGCAAAGUUGUUUGAGGAUGCCAAGCUUGACUUCGCAUUGUCAGUUGAUUUUCGUGCACAGGUGCUUUUGGAGUAGUGGUAAUCACUGGUU
Messenger RNA from Acomys russatus (golden spiny mouse), 687 nucleotides. RefSeq names its product small muscle protein X-linked (gene Smpx). NCBI's taxonomy places the organism in Eukaryota, Metazoa, Chordata, Mammalia, Rodentia, Muridae. The coding region runs from base 346 to 672 and encodes 108 amino acids. Gene Ontology annotation, cellular component: costamere; M band; muscle tendon junction. The record is from RefSeq and is a predicted model, not a curated record. The transcript is spliced from 3 exons.